This is a messenger RNA of Austrofundulus limnaeus, 3506 nucleotides long. It is a transcript of the gene ap2a1, whose product is annotated as adaptor related protein complex 2 subunit alpha 1. Gene Ontology annotation, molecular function: clathrin-cargo adaptor activity. NCBI's taxonomy places the organism in Eukaryota, Metazoa, Chordata, Actinopteri, Cyprinodontiformes, Rivulidae. Gene Ontology annotation, biological process: intracellular protein transport; clathrin-dependent endocytosis. The record is from RefSeq and is a predicted model, not a curated record. Gene Ontology annotation, cellular component: membrane coat; AP-2 adaptor complex.
UUAGUUUAAUUGUGAUGUGUUUUGCUGAGACUGUAACAACAAAUUUUCUUACAUCGAGCAUAAAUAUUUAUAAAGAUCUGUCUAAAGCAAGAGUUCUUUAAAACUCACCAUAAGAACAUCUUAUUCUAAACCUCAGACAUAAAAGGCAACGGGCGACACGCACUAGUCAGAUURGCUGAAUAAACGCACCUGGUUUAAAACACACCUGGUUUUCCGUCGCCUCUCUGACCUUCAUCCUCUGCAAGCUGCGUGCGCGUUCUCGGGUGCGUCGCGCGGUCACGUUGAUUUGCUGUCACGAGCUUUAUCCGAGCGGUGAGCUGGACGUUUUAACGGACACCGUCUGUUUUAACCAAGUUUAAUUUGUGAAUGAAAGGCAGCGCUGCAGAUUUCUGUCGUCGGUAGUCGGUCAGACUGCGCUGCUGCUCCGGUCAGCUCCGGUAACUGAACGGUAAUGCUAACCAGCUAACUAGCUAGCUGUUGGGAUAGCUAAACGGUGCGUGACUCGAAGUAACUCCUCAUUAAAUAGUCGGACAUCAUUCUAAUUAACACRUCUGACUGCAGUCAUCUUGGAGACAUCCAAACACUUACGGAAGCCCCGAGCUGUCCGGUUCGAGUCCAGCGGCUGCCCAGAGUCGGAUUGUUUGCCAGAGAAGGCCGGAGUCUGAGGACCGAAAGCUGCCAUCAUGCCGGCUGUGUCGAAGGGAGACGGGAUGCGAGGAUUAGCGGUCUUCAUCUCGGACAUUAGGAAUUGUAAGAGCAAGGAAGCCGAGAUCAAGAGGAUAAAUAAAGAGCUGGCCAAUAUCCGCUCCAAGUUUAAAGGGGACAAGGCCCUGGAUGGCUACAGUAAGAAGAAGUAUGUGUGCAAGCUGCUCUUCAUCUUCCUGCUCGGCCAUGACAUCGAUUUUGGACACAUGGAGGCAGUUAACCUGCUGAGCUCCAACAAGUACACAGAGAAACAGAUCGGGUACUUGUUUAUCUCAGUGCUGGURAACAGCAACAGUGAGCUCAUCCGUCUGAUCAACAACGCCAUCAAGAACGACCUGUCCAGCAGGAACCCUACCUUCAUGUGCCUGGCCCUGCACUGCAUCGCCAAUGUGGGCAGCCGGGAGAUGGCAGAGGCCUUCGCCAGCGAGAUCCCUCGCAUCCUGGUGGCUGGGGAUACGAUGGACAGUGUAAAGCAGUCUGCUGCCCUCUGUCUGCUGCGGCUCUAUAAAACCUCUCCUGACUUGGUUCUGAUGGGGGAGUGGACUUCACGUGUGGUGCACCUGCUCAACGACCAACACAUGGGUGUGGUGACUGCAGCCAUAUCUCUCAUCACCUGUCUGAGCCAGAAAAACCCAGAUGAGUUCAAGACGUGCGUCUCGCUGGCCGUUUCCAGACUCAGCAGAAUCGUGUCGUCAGCCUCCACUGACCUGCAGGACUACACCUACUACUUUGUGCCAGCUCCGUGGCUGUCCUGUAAGCUGCUGCGUCUGCUGCAGUGUUACCCUCCACCAGAAGAUGGGGCUGUGAAAGGUCGUCUGGUGGAGUGCUUGGAGACCAUUCUCAACAAAGCUCAGGAGCCGCCCAAGUCCAAAAAGGUUCAGCAUUCCAACGCCAAGAAUGCUAUCUUGUUUGAGGCUAUAUCACUUAUCAUCCACUACGACAGUGAGCCAAACCUCCUGGUGCGAGCCUGUAAUCAGCUCGGUCAGUUCCUGCAGCACAGAGAGACUAACCUGCGCUACCUGGCUCUGGAAAGCAUGUGCACUUUGGCCAGCUCUGAGUUUUCACAUGAAGCUGUAAAGACCCACAUCGAGACGGUCAUCAACGCCCUCAAGACUGAAAGAGAUGUGAGCGUUCGACAGCGAGCAGCUGACCUGCUGUAUGCCAUGUGUGACCGCAGUAACGCCAAGCAGAUUGUAGCAGAGAUGCUGAGCUACCUGGAGACGGCAGACUACUCCAUCAGAGAGGAGAUGGUGCUGAAAGUGGCCAUACUUGCAGAGAAGUAUGCUGUGGACUACUCYUGGUAUGUAGACACCAUUCUGAACCUCAUCCGCAUUGCUGGGGACUACGUCAGCGAAGAGGUGUGGUACCGCGUCAUUCAGAUCGUCAUCAACAGAGACGAUGUGCAGGGCUACGCUGCCAAGACCGUGUUUGAGGCCUUGCAAGCCCCGGCCUGCCAUGAGAACAUGGUGAAAGUUGGAGGCUACAUUCUGGGAGAGUUUGGGAACCUGAUUGCUGGUGACCCGCGGUCCAGCCCCCUGGUCCAGUUCAACCUUCUCCACUCCAAAUUCCACCUUUGCUCCGUGCCGACUCGUGCCCUCUUGUUGUCGGCCUACAUCAAGUUCAUCAACCUGUUCCCAGAGACCAAGGCCACCAUCCAGGAAGUGCUGCGCUGCGACAGCCAGAUCCGCAACUCCGACGUGGAGCUGCAACAGCGAGCUGUCGAGUAUCUGAAGCUCUCUUCUAUUGCCAGUACCGAUGUCCUGGCCACAGUUCUGGAGGAGAUGCCUCCGUUCCCAGAGAGGGAGUCAUCAAUUCUGGCGAAGCUGAAGAAGAAGAAGGGCCCCGGGGCCGUUUCUGUAACGGAGCUGGAAGACGGGAAGAGGGAGGGUGGCGAGUUGAAYGGAGGCAGCGACCGUGGGCCGGAUGCAGCAGCCAUGGCUGCCUCUAAUGCUUCCACCCCAUCACCAUCAGCAGACCUCCUCGGCAUUCGUUCCACCGCUCCAGUUAAUACUGCUCCACCCAGCACCGGCAGCCUACUGGUAGAUGUUUUCUCAGAGGCGGGGCCGGCUGCACCUUCUGCUGCCGUCAAUGAUGACGGCUUCCUAAGCUCUGCUCCUCCCUCUGAGGAUCCUGCUCCUCCUCUGUCUGAAGCAGACGAGCUGCUCGAAAAGUUUGUGUGUAAGAACAACGGUGUUCUGUUUGAGAACCAGCUGCUACAGAUCGGCAUCAAGUCAGAGUAUCGUCAGAAUCUUGGGAGGAUGUAUUUGUUCUACGGAAACAAGACAUCAGUGCAGUUUGCCAGCUUCAGCACCACAGUCAGCUGUCCUGGAGAGCUCCAGUCUGAGCUGAAUGUUCAGUCCAAACCUGUGGAGCCGCUGGUGGAGGGUGGAGCCCAGAUCCAGCAGGUUCUGAACAUCGAGUGUUUGACGGACUUCAGUGACGCCCCGCUCCUCAACAUUAAGUUCAGAUACGGAGGAGCUCUGCAGAACCUGACCCUUAAACUGCCAGUCACCAUCAACAAGUUCUUCCAGCCCACUGAGAUGGCCUCACAAGACUUCUUCCAGCGCUGGAAGCAGCUGAGCCAACCUCAGCAAGAAGCACAAAAAAUCUUCAAGGCCAACCACGGUAUGGACACUGAAGUCAUCAAGGCAAAGUUGCUGGGAUUAGGGAUGGCCCUGCUGGACAACGUUGAUCCAAACCCAGAGAACUAUGUGUGUGCUGGAGUGAUCCAGACCAAGGGCCAGCAGGUUGGUUGCCUGCUCAGACUGGAGCCAAAUGCACAGGCACAGUCCAGUUCAUCC